AUGGCUGUCGCCCUUUUGGGCAAGUGCGUCGCGCUGCUGGGCCUCGUCGUGCUGCUCUACACCACUUGCUAUGGCUUCCGGAUUCGCGAUGUGCCGCAGCCGCACUCGGGGCUCUGCGUUCCCACGCUUGGCAGAAUUUGUCCCGACAAAAUGACGGUGACAACGGCCACGACGAGCGGGGGACCGAUGUACCUGGCUCGAAAGUGGCACGAGAGCGUGGUGUCGAGGGCUGCUGGCAGCCGGAAACCACCUGCCGAGCCGACGUCGGAUGAAGAAGCGGAGGAGACUCGUUUGAGGGUCGAGAGGGCCGCGGAAUAUUCAAGAGACAAGGGUGCAACUAGAUCGAGAGGUUCUAAGGUGGAAAGCGUCGAGGUGGAGGACGACGAUGAGGAGGAGGAGGAAGAAGUGUUGGUGGAAGUGGAAGACGAAGGGGACGAGGUGACGGAAGAGGAUGACGAUGGAUCAGUAAGGGAUUCCGAGAGAGAUCAAACGGAUGAAGAUGAGGAGCAAGCGUCCGGUGCCGAGCUGUCGGAUGAAGACAUCAAGGAUGAGAAGAAGCGCCCGAUAUUGAAGAAAGAGCUCGACGAAAGUGACGACGACGAUGAGGAGAGUGAAGGUGAUGAUAAUGACGAUGACGAAGGUGUUGGCAAGAAGAUUUCCAAGAAGCAAGUGGGAGGUAUCGAGACGAAAAUUAAAGCCUCGAAGACUGUCAAGUCGGUGAAAUACACUAGAAGAAAAACUGCUGACGACGACGACGACGACGACGAAGAGGAUGAAGAUGACGAUGUUAAGGAUGAAGAUAGCGAAGGAAAAGAGAAGGAAAAGAAGGUUCGAACUAAAAUAGAUAAGCGACAAGUCGUAGAACCAGUUAGAAAACAAGUGAGCGUAUCAUACAAGAAACAAGACCAGAGUAAAAUUCAGGUUUCACAAAGCUACGUUGAUAAAGACGACAAAGACGACGAGGAAGAUAAAGAAGUUGAUACUGGGAAGGCCAUUCCAACAACUAAAAAGUUGGAGAAAGUAAGACUCGCGGAUAAGGAUAAAGCUAAGACGGCUAAAAUUGCACCUAGCAAGCCCGCUGAGGAAAAGCCGAAACAAGAAGAGAGAAAACCGGCCGAGGUCGCGAGGCCGAAAGUCGAGAGCGUGAAAAAGACAGUCGAAAGCACGAAGAAACCUGAGCCGAUCGAAGCUGCGAGGAGAGCCGCGGAAGGUGCGAAGAAAUCCGUCGAGGCCACUCAGAAACCAGCCGAGAGCGCAAAGAAAUUAGCUGAGAGCGCGAGAAAAGCCGAACCGGUGAAAACGACCGGCCCCAGACCUAAGAUCGAGGCGUCCGGUGCCACGGGGAAAGUAGACGAGAAAUCGAAGAUGCACGCGAAGGCGGAAGCUCCGGCUCCCGCGCCGAAGAUGAAGAAGGAGCAAGCGAGACAGAAGCCGCAGAAGGCGGACGUGAAAAAAGCAGCGGCGAAAGCAACUUCGAAAGUAACGUCGAAGGAAGUUUCGCGGGCGGAGAAGCGAGAGACGAGGCCGAAAACAAGCAAACAUACUGGCGCAUCCGUUACAUUGUCCGAGCUGAAUGAUGCAAUACUGCAUGUGCCGACCUUCGUGCCAAAUUUCAUGAACGUUGAAGACCCCGAGUGUCAGCGGCACGGCAAGAUAUUCCUGCGACAAUUGAGAGGUUACAAGUUGUGGGCGCUGCAAAUGUUGGACUCGAGCGCAAAGAUUCCGUCAGGCUUGUUGCGAGGGAACGUGAAUCAACUCGGGGAUUACGACCAAUGCUUGGGUGUGUUGGCGCAUGUUAAGGUGGAUGAGAGGGCGAUAAGAAUUCAGGGGAAAUAUUGUUUGGCUACGGUGGACCUGCACGCUUCCCAUCCGGAUAUGAGGCUGCCGGUCAAUCUAAUGCAAGCCCGCGCUUUUAUACGAGGCAACAUGCACGAUCCGGGUCAUUUCAUUCCGAAAUUCACUACGAUGAAUUGGGCGCUGUGCCUCCCCGCGGUGUGUUCCGCCAAGGACGCUGAGCGCGCGUUGGAAAGCGCCCUGAGUGAUUACAAUGCAACUGUCGGGAUUAAGUUUACGGUGGACGUCGAUCCUAAUCUGUGCUACGUCAAGCAAAAGUCUCAGAGUUACUCGAAGGAGACGAUCGGCGUCUUAUACUUUUACGCGAUGGUCAUUUGUCUCGUUAUUAUAGCGACCGUGAGGGAUUACCUGGUGGAGACGCAAGGAAAGGGAAAUUACUCUGAAAGGAUAAUCAUGUCAUUUUCCUUGCGAAGGACGAUUAAAGCCUUAUUGAAGGAAGAGACGGGUGCUGCGGAUAUUACGUGCAUCCACGGAAUAAGAGCGCUGGCUAUGAUCGCUCUUUACGUUGCUCACCAGCUUAUAACAAUUUCCCGAAUACCGCUUAGUAAUCGUACCUCUUUCAGCGAGAUCGCCAACAGCCCGGCCAGUUCUAUUUUGCGAGUAUCGUUAGUUUACACGGACGCCUUCCUGCUGCUAAGCGGCGUCCUCACCGCUUACAAUAUGGCGUACGAGCUGAGAACUCGCGGAGAGAUUCGCUGGUUCUGUCGCUUCAUCGGCAGAUUCAUCAGGCUCACGCCAGCAUUGCUCGCCGUCGUGUUCUGGUAUGCCUUCGUGAUGGAACAUGUCGGCUCGGGUCCUCAAUGGAACAGCGUUAUCGCGGCGAACGCAGAACUCUGCAAGAAUAACGCGUGGACGAAUUUGUUAUACGUGCAGAACUUCUUCCCGUUCGAGGAGAUGUGCGCUACGCACACGCAUCAGCUGGCUCUGGAUAUGCAGCUGUCGCUCUUGGCUCCUAUCUUAGUCUUCUUCCUACAAUACAAACCCCUCAUCGGUAUCCUCCUGACGGUCUUCCUCAUCCUCCUGUCCGCCACGCUUCGUUACGUCGCGACGGUGAACAAUUAUCUGUCGCUCGUCAUCUUUCACGGGAUAUCACUGAAACGCCUUUACAAGACUGCUAAUUUAACUUACACAUUACCACUGCACAGAGCCACGCCGUACGUCUUCGGCGUAGGCCUUGGUGUGCUGUUAGAUUACACCGGGAAGAACGUCAGGAUCCACAAGGUGUUAGUGAUCUUGGGCUGGUUGAUCGCGACGGCCUUGGGUUCAUGGUCGUUAUUUUCACCCUGGCGUCAGGCCAGACGAGACUAUGUGUACGACGCUGAAGAGGCUGCUCAUUAUGCGGUAAUCGGGCCGGUGUUGUGGGCAGCGGCUCUAUGCUGGUCAAUAUUUGCCUGCUUCACGGAGCACGGAGGCGUCAUUAACAGAUUUCUCUCCAGCUGUUGGAUGCUGAUCGUCAGCAGGAUGUCGUACGCCGUCUACUUGACGCAAUUCGCAGUGUUUUUCCACAACAUUGGGACCACGAGAUCCUCCGCGGAGUUUCAGCUCUACAGGGCGAUCGAUCCUCUGGAACUAGCGAUAGUGAUAGCCGUGUCGGUCGUUUUGACGUUACUUUUGGAUCUCCCGAUGCAGGAGGUGAAGAGCGUCAUGAUGGAGAGCACGGACACCUUGGCGCUCGAAGCUUCCGAAGACAAAAAGACAAGCGUCGAGAACAAAGACGAAGUGGCGGAAGCCGCGGAAACGACGGGCGAGCAAGCGAGUGUUCCAGAGGACGACGAAGUCGUCUCGGCUGAGCGAGGCUGGCGAAAGGAUGUAGCUGAGGCUGCAGCCGACCUCGUGGAGGAGGAAACGGCAGAUGUGCCGACCAUGAAGAAAGUAAACGGUAAGCGAACAUUCGUCGAUAGCGAAACGCACGAUUCGCGAGAAGAGGCGUCGAGUAGAAAUCGUGCCAAAGCGGCGACUAGAAAACCAUCAAGAGACACAGACGAUGACGACAAUAAGAGGCCCGUGAGCAGUCAGGGAUACAUGCCUGAUGACUCCGAAGAAGAUAUCGUCGAGUUCCUCAGGAGUCAGCGGGAAUAUGAAAUCGUGGGGCAACGGAACAAGCCUCUGUCGUCCAGAACCAAAGAUAGCAAGAGAUCAGCGAGGAAGAGCGAAAAUGAUGACGACUCGUGGCAGUUCCAGCAGCCCGAGUCCAGAGACAGGACUCUGGCCAAGGAAGCGGACGAUUAUCAUUCUUGGGAAUUCGUCGGCAAGGACGCUUCGUUCGCCAGAGACCAGCAGGAGUCGGGCGCGAAAGCACGCAGGACAUUUUCCUCAGAGAGCGAGGAGGAGCCAGCGGGCAAACGAGCGCCGAGGCCUGAGCGCGUUUCAAGUUCUGAGACGAGGACGAGCGACGAAGAGGAGUGGGAGCACGAGUUGCGAAUACGGAGGAAACAGUUCAUGGAGAAACUAAUCUCCCAGCAGCGCGAGUCACUGGGAGAAGAAGAAGACGAGACUGAUGCGGAGACUUUGAAGCGCAGGUCCUCCGCGGAGGGCAGGAUAGCUUUGUUGAAGGACGACCUCUUGGGCGAGGACAACAUGGACUCGUGGACCGUCAGUGUUGGGCCGCGGCUCGCGUUGCUUGGGUCGUCUCAGGAACGAAGCGAGCCUGAGGAUGAUGGCGGCAUUUACAUGCGGCGAAGGGAGUAUCGCGAGCAGGGCCCACCAUCGAGGGAGGAGAGCCAAAGUGAAGAGGAGAGUAGCCAGGACACGUCGAGGAGGCAGUCGUACACCAGCGGCAGCCAAAAGACUUCCUUGGAGGAGGAGGACGACGUGAAUAGCCACAAUUUCGUCUUGACGAAAGAAAGCAAGAGGGAGUCUCUGCAAGAUCUGUCCAAGUUAUCGCAGGAAGAACUGGCAGAUUCCGGCUGGAGCGUCGUGAAGAAGGAGGGUGCCGAGCUCUCGGUGAAGCCGUCGACCGGCUUGUUCAAGCGAGAGUCGAUCGUGAAGAGUCAAGCCAGCGAGGAGGAUCCCGAGUAUCUCUUGCCGGAGCGACCCAAGCUGGUUCAGCAGGAGCGCGAGCAUCCGUUCAAGAAGGCCUGGCAGAUGCAAAAGUCCAGGUCGGAAGAGGACGGCUCUGCGGCGUACGCUAUCAAGGAUCUUAAGGAUCCUAAGGAUCCUAAAGAUCCCAAGGAACAGCAUGAGAAGAAGUCCAAGGAGCAGGAGGCGCCGAUCAAACGCGAAUAUAGCGGUGAGCAAUCCGAGGAUAUCGAAUCGUUCGCCGACGAUGAGGCUGAAAGCAGUGUGAUGUUGCAAAGUAGGAGCACUGACACGGAGGAUAACAGGACCGGCUCAAAGUCUGGCACGGACGAGACGGACUCGAUCUCGACGGACCACAGCAGGUCUGCGCGCGACGGAGACCACGGGCAAAGUUCGAAGUCUGAAACCGACGAAGAUUCCGCGAGAUUUAGUUGGCCGGUUGACGAAGAGGAGGAAGUGGAAGAGGAGGUCGAAGGUGAAGGCCGCAGAAUCGGCCAGAGAAGGAAGUCAGAGGAAACGGAUUGGCAUUGGGAGCAAGAGGAGACUUGACGAAAAUAAAAUUUUAGACAAUUUCACGAGAGAGUUAUUACGCGUUAUCUUCAAGUUCGCUUGAAGAUGAGGAUAUUUUGACGAAGAGAGGUGAUCGAUCUGUAUCAUGGCGCUCGAACGUGUUUAGCGAGCGAGAAUUUUUACCGAGACACGAAAGACAGGAAGAUAUCCGAAGAAAGAGAAACGACCGAGAUUUAUAUUAAUCAUUAUAUUAUAAGUUAUAAUAAAUGAUGAAGAAAA
Molecule: messenger RNA, 5661 nt
Organism: Harpegnathos saltator (Jerdon's jumping ant)
Lineage: Eukaryota; Metazoa; Arthropoda; Insecta; Hymenoptera; Formicidae
Exons: 13
Coding region: 1-5421 (1806 amino acids)
Molecular function (GO): acyltransferase activity, transferring groups other than amino-acyl groups
Source: RefSeq, a predicted model, not a curated record